Canariomyces notabilis is the source of this 926-nucleotide messenger RNA. RefSeq lists its product as uncharacterized. The record is from RefSeq and is a predicted model, not a curated record. The transcript has a single exon. Bases 361 to 873 code for a protein of 170 amino acids. NCBI's taxonomy places the organism in Eukaryota, Fungi, Ascomycota, Sordariomycetes, Sordariales, Chaetomiaceae.
GACUGGGGGUUGCACCGGACCGAGCGCAGUCGGGUCGAAGGGAUGGGUGAGAGGGGGGUUGAUGUUGAUUAGCGAUCAGUCCGAAAACAUACCGACGAUGCUCCACGUCACGACUCCGUCAGAACAAGUCGAGCUAGCGUCGGAUUCUCAACAGGGGAUUUUGAGAUGUAACGGAGGAACGUCCUAGAAGCCAAUGGUUGAGUUCUUGAGCUGUAUAUAAGUUGUCGAGCAAUCCACCUCAACAUUCCCCAUCUCCGAGACCAGCUCAUCUCCAGUCACACCCAGACAAGCCAAGUCUCAACUCUCAACCGUUCAAGCUCACCUCACUUUCAACGUCUACCAAACUCGAAAGGUUUCAAAAUGUCUCUCUCUCUCUACGACACCACCAUCGGUUCAAGCACCAAGGCCCUCACGGCGCUGCUCUCCCUCCUCAAGAAGGCACAGGAACACCCGGAGGCCGCCACGAUUCCCGAGACCCGCAUCCACGAGGACAUGCUGCCCUUCAAGUUCCAAGUCCUCACCGUCUCCAACUUCGCCAAGAAGGCCGUCGAGCGCCUGGCCGGCCGGGAGCUCGAGGCGUGGGCCGACGAGGAAUCGACGCUCGAGGAGCUCAUCGCGCGCGUCGAGAAGACGCUGGCCCUGCUGGCGACCGUCAAGCCUGAAGAUCUCCAGGAGAAGGAGCAGGCGAUCCACUGGGGCAAGCAGCUGCUGGGCACCUGCUCCACCUCGCAAUAUGCGCUCGACUACAUGCUGCCGAACAUGUACUUCCAUUUGACCACGGCAUACGACAUUCUUAGGAUGAAGGGGUUGACGAUUGGCAAGAAGGAUUAUAUAAAACCCUUUGUGGGGGGCUUCCUCGCUUUGUCGGAUUGAGUGGUGGCUUGCAAUAGGAUGGAUACCCGAGGAUGUCAUACCAUGAGAGGUGU